AUAUUAUGGGAUAUUCUACGCAACAUUUUUAAGUAAAUAUACCAACAUAAUUUCUUCAACAAUUACAACUGAUGACACACAGAGAAAUGAUUUGUUGGGUCUUUUGUUAGGUUUUUCUGACUGAUCCAAAGUGUAAAACGUCCUGAUGAUCUGCAGCAGCAGUAGUUUGUGUUUAGAGCCACAGAAAUGACUUUGAUCAGAGAAUUGAUCAGUGACUGAUGUGAUUAAAAAAACAUGUGUUUGCAGAGUCCAGAACCAGAGACAAAAAGCAGAACCUCCAGGACCCAGCUGUCUGUCUAUGAAGAGUGACCGGUCCAUACAUGACCCUCUAAACUUCAGUAAUGAACCUGGAGCCUCAGACACAAAAGUGGACCAACAGAUCUCAGAGGUUCCCAGUGCUCAGUCUGUCCAGCAGCACCAAACACACCUGAACUCCAUAUUUAUGCUGCUAGAGGAAAACAUUGUCACGUUUCUGAAGAAGGAGCUGAAGAAGAUCCAGAAGGUUCUGAGUCCAGAUUACCCAGAAUGCUUAGAGAGUCAGAGGGGGGAUGAAGAGGAGUUGGAUGGUGAGGAUGAAGAGCAGAGGAGGAGCAGCAGGGACGCGUUUCUGAAGAUCACAGUGAACCUCCUGAGGAGGAUGAAGCAGGAGGAGCUGGCUGACUGUCUGCAGAGCAGAUCUUCUGCUGCACUUUGUCAGGGUCAACUUAAAUCUCGCCUGAAGCAGAAGUUCCAGUGUGUCUUUGAAGGCAUCGCUAAAGCAGGAAAGCCAACCCUUCUGAACCAGAUCUACACAGAGCUCUACAUCACAGAGGGAGGGACUGGAGAGGUCAACAAUGAACAUGAGGUCAGACAGAUUGAAACAGCCUCCAGGAAACCAGACAGAGCAGAAACAAGCAUCAGACCAGAAGACGUCUUUAAAGGCUCAGCUGGAAGAGAUGGAGCCAUCAGAACAGUGAUGACAAAGGGAGUGGCUGGCAUUGGAAAAACAGUUCUAACACAGAAGUUCACUCUGGACUGGGCUGAAGGCAAAGCCAACCAGGACAGACACUUCACAUUUCCAUUCACAUUUAGAGAGCUGAAUGUGCUGAAAGAGCAAAAGUUCAGCUUGGUGGAACUUAUUCAUCACUUCUUCAGUGAAACCAAAGCAGCAGGAAUCUUCAUUUUUAAACACUUUAAGGUUGUUUUCAUCUUAGAUGGUCUGGAUGAGUGUCGUCUUCCCCUGGACUUCAACAAGACUAAAACCCUGACUGAUGUCACAGAGUCCACCUCAGUGGAUGUGCUGCUGACAAACCUGAUCAGGGGGAACCUGCUUCCCUCUGCUCACCUCUGGAUCACCACACGACCUGCAGCAGCCAAUCAGAUCCCUCCUGGGUGUGUUGACAUGGUGACAGAGGUCAGAGGGUUCACUGACCCACAGAAGGAUGAGUACUUCAGGAAGAGAUUCAGAGAUGAGCAGCAGGCCACAACAAUCAUGUCCCACAUCAAGACGUCACGAAGCCUCCACAUCAUGUGCCACAUCCCAGUCUUCUGCUGGAUCACUGCUACGGUUCUGGAGGAUCUGCUGGAAACCAGAGAGGGAGGAGAGCUGCCCAAGACCCUGACGGAGAUGUACAUCCACUUCCUGGUGGUUCAGACCAAAGUGAAGAACAUCAAGUAUGAUGGAGGAGCUGAGACAGAUCCACACUGGAGUCCAGAGAGCAGGAAGAUGAUUAAGUCUCUGGGAAAAGUGGCUUUUGAGCAGCUGCAGAAAGGAAAUCUGAUCUUCUAUGAGUCAGACCUGACAGAGUGUGGCAUCGAUGUCAAAGCAGCAUCAGUUUAUUCAGGGGUGUUCACACAGGUGUUUAAAGAGGAAAAGGGGCUGUAUCAGGACAAGGUGUUCUGCUUUGUCCAUCUGAGUGUUCAGGAGUUUCUGGCUGCUCUUCAUGUCCAUCUGACCUUCAUCAAGUCUGGAGUCAGUCUUUUGUCAGAACAACAAUCAUCACCACAGUUAUCUGUGAUUAAACAUAUGAUGAUGAAACCUUUUAUGAUGAAACAUGAAUAUACACCGUUCUACCACGUUGCUGUGGACAAGGCUUUAAAGAGUCCAAAUGGACACCUGGACCUGGUCCUCCGCUUCCUUCUGGGAUUUUCUCUUGAGAAAAAUCAGACAUUCUUACAAGGUUUGAUGACACGAAUGAGAAGUAAUUUACAAACCAAUCAGGAAACAGUUCAAUAUAUCAAGAAGAAAAUCACAGAGUUUCCUUCUGCAGAGAAAAGCAUCAACCUCUUCCACUGUCUGAAUGAGCUGAAUGAUUGUUCUCUAGUAGAGGAGAUCCAAGACUAUCUGAAAUCAGGAAGUCUCUCCACAGAUAAACUGUCUCCUGCCCAGUGGUCAGCUCUGGUUUUCAUCUUAUUGUCUUCAGCAAAUGAUCUUGAAGUAUUUGAGCUGAAUAAAUUCUCUGCUUCAAAGGAGGCUCUUCUGAGGUUGCUGCCUGUGGUCAAAGCUUCCAACACGGCUCUACUGAGUAGCUGUAACCUGUCAGAGAGAAGCUGUGAAGCUCUGUCCUCAGUUCUCAGCUCUCAGUCCUCUAGUCUGAGAGAACUGGACCUGAGUAACAACAACCUGCAGGAUUCAGGAGUGAAUGUUCUGUGCGCUGGACUGAAGAGUCCUCACUGUCGACUGGAGACUCUUAGCCUGAGUGUGUGUGACCUGUCAGAGAGAAGCUGUGAAGCUCUGUCCUCAGUUCUCAGCUCUCAGUCCUCUAGUCUGAGAGAACUGGACCUGAGUAACAACAACCUGCAGAAUUCAGGAGUGAAUGUUCUGUGCGCUGGACUGAAGAGUCCUCUCUGUCGACUGGAGACUCUCAGGCUGUCAGGCUGUCUGCUCUCAGAGGAAGCUUGUGUCUCUCUGGCCUCAGCUCUGAGCUCCAACCCCUCCCAUCUGAGAGAGCUGGACCUGAGCUACAAUCAUCCAGGAGACUCAGGAGUGGAGCUGCUGUCUGCUGGAGUCAAGGAUCCACACUGGAGACUGGACACUCUCAGGGUGGAGCCUGGUGGAGUCCGAUGGUUGAGACCAGGUCUGAGCAAGUAUUUCUGUCAACUCACCAUUGACACAAACACAGUGAACACAGACCUACGACUGUCUAACAACAACAGGAAGGUGACAUGUGUGGAGAAGUAUCGGUCAUAUCCUGAUCAUCCAGACAGAUUUGACAUCUGUCCUCAGCUGCUGUGUAGUAAUGGUCUGACUGGUCGCUGUUACUGGGAGGUUGAGUGGAGUGGAGGAGUUUAUAUAUCAGUGAGUUACGGAGGAAUCAGAAGGAAAGGAAACAGCAAAGACUGUUGGUUUGGAUUCAAUGAUCAGUCCUGGAGUCUGUACUGCUCUGAUCAUGAUUACUCUGUCAGACACAAUAACAUAGUAACACUCAUCUCCUCCUCUGUGUCUGACAGAGUAUCAGUGUAUGUGGACUGUCCUGCUGGUUCUCUGUCCUUCUACAGAGUCUCCUCUGACAAACUGAUCCACCUUCACACCUUCAACACCACAUUCACUGAACCUCUUUAUCCUGGGUUUGGGUUGUUGUCUCCUUGUUCCUCAGUGUCUCUGUGUGAUGUGUCAUGGUGAGAGACUGAUCCUGUCAGAGAAACGUUGUCACUGUGGAACAUAGU
Molecule: messenger RNA, 3645 nt
Organism: Betta splendens (Siamese fighting fish)
Lineage: Eukaryota; Metazoa; Chordata; Actinopteri; Anabantiformes; Osphronemidae
Product: protein NLRC3-like
Exons: 9
Coding region: 299-3601 (1100 amino acids)
Molecular function (GO): protein binding
Source: RefSeq, a predicted model, not a curated record